This is a messenger RNA of Pyricularia grisea, 2842 nucleotides long. RefSeq lists its product as uncharacterized. Bases 404 to 2233 code for a protein of 609 amino acids. The transcript has 2 exons. The record is from RefSeq and is a predicted model, not a curated record. NCBI's taxonomy places the organism in Eukaryota, Fungi, Ascomycota, Sordariomycetes, Magnaporthales, Pyriculariaceae. Gene Ontology annotation, cellular component: cytoplasm; SBF transcription complex. Gene Ontology annotation, molecular function: transcription coregulator activity.
GCAAUCAAAUCCCAACCCAAUUUGGUGAGGCCAGACAAAGAAGAUUAACCCGUUACUCUUUGCUUGCUCACUGGCUCCUUUGUUCCUAAAGUCUCUUGUUCUCGGUUUCUUGCCGGACCUAAUCUCCAAUCAACAGUCGCGUUGCGCGAUAUUUGAUGCCCCGAGCGCGUUUCUAUUUGCUGGCUGCCACCGCACCCACCGGCAGCGACGCUACGCCGCCGAGGACCAGACCCCAAGCCUGAGCCCCCCUCCAGUCGGUCAGUCAUGUCCGUGUAGGCUGCAGUUCAAUUGCACCAAAACAACCGACGACAACCACCUGAUUCGACCGACCACCCUUCAUUUCUUCGGCUUUCCCAUCCUGCCUCUGGCGACGGUUUCUCCGUCGACGCGGUUGGCCAAAAUCAUGAACGGUGCCUCCAGGCCCGCCGACCGUGGCCAAUCCGACGCGCCUGUGCCUGCGCCUGCCGCCGCCUCCGACUCGGCCCGCAAAUCCAUCUUUUCUCUACCUUCACUGCGUGGAGGUAGUGAUGCAGAUACGCAUUGCUCUUAUUCUCAACAAUCUCAGCAAUACCAACAGAACCGUUCGCAAGCGUCGGUUUUUGAUUGGAACGAGCCCGAGAGAGGCAGGUCAACUCAGCCCGUGGCCCGCAACCCUCACCACACACAACAGAGCCCGGCACACUCUUCACAGGCUCGUCAGUCGUAUGCAACUCAACAACAUCAAGAACAGUCCAAUUCUACAUCUUUUGGAACCCACCAGAACCUGCCAAACACCAAUGCUGCCGCUGCAUCUAUAAAAGCCGAAUCAGAACCAAAUGGGCAUGUCUUCACACCCCCGACAAGCAAUAGUGACGGCGGCACAAGUGGAGGAACAAACGGAGAUGGGCGCCACUCGCAGGAAUCUAGCCAGGACUCCCAGCUGCUUCAGCUCUCCCAAUUAGCAGCUGCCAGGGAAAAGCUACCGGCGGAUGGUGAAAUGAUCUUGAGUCCUGUCAGCGCCGGCUUGAAGCGGAAGAGGAUGGGCCCAGAUGCUGUAGCGACGUCUAACCGGGAUUCUUCAAGUACAUCUCCAGUUUUCGGUGCACCAAGGAUAGGGCACUCGCGGAACACGAGCACCGUCAGCAUGGCCUCGACGACAGGCAGUCGGAUGGGAGAGCUCUCACAUGAGCUCAAAGCACGCCUUUCUUAUGCCAUGGUCAAAGUCAACAACGGUUGGGAAUCCCACAGCAUAGACGAGGUGGAGUCGUUGGCAUCCCGAGCAGCGUCCCCUAAUUCAACUGCAUCUACUCUGCCUGGCAGACAAGGGUCCUCGGCGAGUCCUAGACUCUAUGGCACAGACAACCGCAGCCCUACUCGUCCGGGUGGGCGGUUAACAGCCUCAAAUCACGAUCGGCGAAACUCUUAUCACACUGGAACCCGUGCGACUGGCCAAAACGCUCCUGCUAACUCGGCCAUGUCUCCUCCGUUGCUCAAACCAUCACCAUCGCUUGCACCGCCGGUUUCUAUAAAGCCAUCGUUGUCAUCUAUCAACCCACGUCGAAACUCGAACCCAACCUUUAGUCCUGCUUUUCUAUCACAUGGUUACGUCUCCGCUAGCCCCCGGACACCCGUUGAAACUGCCUCCACACACGGUACGCCGAGGCAAGCCACAGCAAGGACACCCAUGGUUGACCCCAUAAUUUUCUCCCCACACCAAAACGUCCGCGAGCAAGACGCGAUUGAGUCUUUACUUUUUAUGAGCAGCCCAGGAAACUCUGCAAAUCUGAAGCAUUCUUUCCCUAGCUCAUCUCAACCUGUCAUAUCAAGCAGGACCGGAGGAGUCGCACCAAACCAACGUACUGCGCUCCCAAGUGGACAACCUCGGAGGACACUACCUUCUAGCAGACCUUCGAAUUCACAGCCAGCGAAACGUGUCGGAUUUGAACAUUCAACCAGCACAUUGAGCGAUAUGGACAUAGACGGGCCUUCAAACACGUCCCGAGGGACCCCGAGGGGGGCAAGGGUGAAUGGCAACGUUAACGGCAACGAACACGUCGAGUUUCAACGACCGAGGAUACCUCUAACGCUACCGGCAGGGUUGGGCACGACAAUCAAACCACGCCGGCCAACACUAUCGGAGGCAGACAUUGACAAGAUGCUUGACCAGUGUGUGGCCGAAGACGACUCUGACUCUGAUGAGGACGAGAUACAAAUACCUGUGAGACCACCAGGUGUGGGUGUAGUCAAGUCUUGAAUCGUCAUGUCAGACUACUCGCUUUCCUCGCACGCUUUUAAUGUCAGGGUGUCAUCUACUGUCUAGAGCUACAUGUUCUGCUAAAGAACACUUCUUGUGGCAUUGCUACCUGGCUGACGCCCCAAACCCUCUUCUAUUUCCACUUGUUCAACCCAGUCGUAUAUACAACGUAUUCAACAGACUCUUGGGAUCAUACCAGUCACCACGAACUAACCAGCGCUCAUGGUUGUGGGAGACCGGGAUUGGGUACAAAAAUUGUUGCAUAUUUGCUCACGCGCUUCCAUUUUGUACACGGAGUCUCUCUUGGAUUUUAGCUGCUUUACUUAUAUGAUGUGAUGACUGGCAUUCUUUUCAUUACUCUUAGCUUUUGCCAUUGUUGGUUCAGGCCAAUGUGGAUUUCCUUUACUCUAGGCUUUCAAAGCCAACUAUUUUCAUCACUUGCCACUGGCGGCGAAUGUGUCACGGUGCAUUUAGGGGUUCUCAUAUCACUUAUUGGGCGUUUUCCUUUUUUUUUUUUUUCUGAUUCUUUCCAUUGGAUUUUCUAUAUCCCUUUCUCUAGUCACUACAAGAGAAUUGUCUAUAUAACAACUCGAUCCUGUCUUCUGUCGC